Messenger RNA from Fonsecaea erecta, 957 nucleotides. RefSeq lists its product as hypothetical. The record is from RefSeq and is a predicted model, not a curated record. NCBI's taxonomy places the organism in Eukaryota, Fungi, Ascomycota, Eurotiomycetes, Chaetothyriales, Herpotrichiellaceae. The coding region runs from base 1 to 957 and encodes 318 amino acids. The transcript has a single exon.
AUGGCAAUCCCCUUCUCUCAGUCCUAUGAACCAUUGCUGGCACCGACAAACUCUGAAAACGACAAUCGUCCUGCCUUUUUCGUCAUCAGCCCAGAGUCGCUACGCACGGACCCCUUCAGUGACGAUGAGAUCAUGCGGGGCAUCAGAUCUCUAGAAAGAACAGCGAAAGGAUUGCGGGAGCGCAUCUACGCCGAACUCUGGGAAUAUGGUGUUGACUAUAUACCCGAGAAGCCUCACCAUCGGUACGAUGGUAGAACGCAAAAGUUCCUCUUCGAGCUGGCAACACAACUGGAAGAUAUGCUGGCUCAAAUACAUUCUGGAUCCCUCCAGGUUCUAGAAGCCUGCAGGCAGCUCAACGGGCUGCUGCAGUUUGCCCACCAUCCAACCUCCUCGGACCCACCGACACUGAUGGAUCCAUUGACGAACGCUGCUAUCAACGACACAAACACUACUCUGGAGGCGUUGCCUGGUCUGACCGAGAGCCUCACAGAGAUGCAGGAGGAGAUCGAGGCUUUGUGUCACAUCAUCAAGUCACUUGUGAAGUUAAUCGAGCAUGCUGCUCUCGAGUGCCUCCGCUACAGCGCCUGCGAGGUGCAGGACGCACGCAAGAUCCGCGUGGGCCUCGAACAGGUCUGCUACCAGCGAAAGCAGCUCAAAACGUUUGAGACAGCGACCGAGGCAAUGCGAACCAUUCUUAAGGAUUGCUACUCUACCAGGAUUGUCUCCGACCACGACAUUACGCGCAUACGUACCCAGCUGAACGAGAUGAAGAACGCCUUCACAAGCCUCUACCCGCCACCCCCUAUCCAGAUGCAGACACCCGAUUCGGGAAGCUCAUACCGCCAUGUUCGCCGGACCCGAGUCUCAAAUAGGACAGCAUUUGCCAGCUAUCCCGCUCAUUACACCCCCAUGGUAACACCCUGGUCCACCCGGGAUAUACACCCACGCCGAGGGUAG